AUAUCAAAGAAGUAAAUAGCAUAUUCCAAAAUUGAAACUUUUCAUCGUUUACAAAAAAAGUUCUUCAACAUAAUAUAAUCGUCUAACAAACUAAAGUCUAACACUUUUGGAAUAUUCUUCUUCUUAUUGUGAAAUUCAAUUCUAUUUUAUUAAAACGUAAUAUGACUUCGGAUAUUUUUUAAACUAAAAUAACUAAAAACUGAUCUAGAAGUAAUUUCACGUAAGAGAAAUGAUCAAAAAUCAUAUUGCGUUUUUGAAAUAAAUUUGAAUUUCAUAAUAAUAAGAAGAAAAAGAUUCCAAAAGUUUCAGGCUCUGUAACAGACUGUGAGUUAAAAUCUGUGACAAUAUCAAAAAGACAAAGUCAGUCAGUUCAUCAUAGACUGCGUCGCAGCAUUUCAAUCAAGACAAUUUACAUAUUGAAAGACCAACUCAUAGAAGAAUGGAAAAUCAUACGAUGCAAUUAUUGGAUUUUUCUAAUGAAAUUUUGCAUGGAAUUUUUGCAAAUUUCAACGACGUCGAACUAUUAAAUGGAACACAAGUGUGUACACGAUUUGAAAUGAUCGCAAGAGACGCAUUCGCAAAGCGAUAUAACUGGCAUUCCGAAGAAACCUUCUACGAAAUUAAAUUGUAUUCCGAUGACAGCAACAACGACCAACGACUCUAUCGUGCAUUUCUGGAAGUAUUCGGCAAUCAAAUGGCAUCGUUAGAACUCAUUGCAGAAGAACGAUCGAAUCAGCAUGAUAUCUUGCGAUGGAUAAGUCGAUAUUGCCGUUCAACAAAGUGGCUAAGAAUUGUUAAUAAGGGACAUGCAUUUAAUGUCACACAAAUGAUUCAAUCAAUGAACAACUUGAUUUUCCUUCAACUUAAAAAUUUGAACUGCACGAAUUUUGAUUGGGCUGAUAUACAUUUUCCACAUCUCCAAAGUUUUGCUGUUGAAAAAUGUCCCUGCAUAAAAGUUCAGGUGCUAAUGCGGUUUCUACAGAACAACCCACAAGUGGAAGAUUUAUACAUUGAUCAUUGUCGAAAGUUUCCACUGAAAAUGAUUCAAGCGCUGCAAAACAAACUGAAGCAUUUGAAAACCCUAGAAUAUUGGUCAUCGAGCAAUGAGUUUUCCAACCAAUGUGAAACCAUCAAUUUUGAACAAUUGGAUAGUUUGAAAAUAACGGUAGACAAAUCAUCAUUUCGAAAUGUUUUGUCAGCAAUUGCAAGGGGAAGCAAAAUGAUACGUUCGCUAUCUGUGAUGUGGUGUGAUGAUAUCUCCGAUAGUGAAAAUCAUCAACUUGUCGAAAUCAUUGCAUUAUUUGAAAAAUUAACAUUUUUGCGCUUGAACAAUUUCAUUUUGCCACUUAUCCUGGUUGAAACUCUAGUUUAUCGUUUACCAAAACUAGAAACAUUGCAUUUGGAUUAUGCGAAACUAGAUCAGCUAUCAUCUGAUUUUUUACUCUCCCUGUUUAGAAAAAGCAAAUACUUGAACGAUGUUUGGCUUAGUAACUACGAUCAAAAUGUCAAAAUGCAGCAAUUCAACGCGAAUUUUCAUCACAAAUUGGUCGACAUCAUUCGAAAUCGUGGCGGUAAAGUAAAAUGUGAAGUCAUUCAAUACGACACAAAAUUGCUAAUUACCCACGAAAAUAUUACUAGAAAUGGUGAAUUGAUAUAUUCUAUUGGAUUUGAUAUGCCAGUUAACCAAACCAACGUCCAUUUGCUCGAUCUUAGUGAUGAGUGUUUAGAUAAAUUAUGCUCGUACUAUUUGGAUGAGCAUAGUGUCCGUGCAUUAUACGAGACCUGCACUCGAAUGAAAAAAGCGGUUCAACAACGUGUUAAGGAUCAAGUUUUCAUCAUUUCUAACGCAACCGACGCUGAGGACGUAUUCAAUCGAUUUGGAGAACACAUUGUGAAAUUAUCAAUCGAUAUGAACACAAACGAUCGCGAUCCAAUGGCUGACGUCUGGACUUGGACAGAAAAAUUCAGCAAGAAUUUAAUUGAGUUGUCCCUAAACAAUCUCAGAAUUGAUGCAAUGGAACUAUUGACACCGACCUUUCCAAACAUGACAAAGUUAAAAAUCACGUCAAUAGUCUCUAGUGACAUUCAUAUUCUACCACCGAUGGAUUGUCCAAAAUUGACUCAUCUCGAGUUUAAUGAAGGUGAAAUUACGUUGGCAGCCAAUGCAUUGCAGUUUGGAAUCACUCUCGAUCAUUUGACAACCAUUCGAUUGAAUUAUUUUAGUGUUUCCAUCAGAAAUAUCCUCUAUGUUUUCGAUGAUGUAGUUUGUGACCAAAUCCAAGAGUUUACCGUUGAUCUACAGCAAAGAACACAAUUAGCGCGCCGAAGUCUAGUAAGCAUCGCCUCCCGUUUUAGAAAUCUCACAACGCUUAACUUAAUUAUUGACAUUGAACGAGUGAAUACGAAGUAUUUAUUCGAGACAUGCACGAAAUUAACGAAGCUAUCGUUAGGGUAUUGUUAUCAAUUUGACAACAGCGAUUGGUGUCAGAUGCUGCAACAUAUUCAAAAGAAUUGCAAACGAUUGGAAUUGUUUCAAUUGUGUAAUUAUGCCUUUUAUAGUGGAUUAAAUCACGAUCAUCUGGUGAAGAUCGCCGGUACGCUUCCCAAGGUUAAAUUUUACAUCAUUUCUUAUGAUAGCAACGGAAAUAUUUCCAAUAUAGAAAUGUUCAAUAAAGUAAAAAAUUUAGAACACAUGAAACCAUAUUGAGAGGUGAAGAGAAAAUUCUUUUUGCAAAAUAUCAACAAAUAUCCUAAAUCGAGUCAAAAUUGUUAAAAUUAUUUAAGCUCUACAGUUCUUAGAUAUAUUUUCACAUAAAUAAAUGUUUUUAUAUCAU
Messenger RNA from Sitodiplosis mosellana (orange wheat blossom midge), 2834 nucleotides. RefSeq lists its product as uncharacterized. Gene Ontology annotation, biological process: SCF-dependent proteasomal ubiquitin-dependent protein catabolic process. Lineage: Eukaryota; Metazoa; Arthropoda; Insecta; Diptera; Cecidomyiidae. Gene Ontology annotation, cellular component: SCF ubiquitin ligase complex. Gene Ontology annotation, molecular function: protein binding. The coding region runs from base 440 to 2707 and encodes 755 amino acids. The record is from RefSeq and is a predicted model, not a curated record. The transcript has 2 exons.